This is a messenger RNA of Ostertagia ostertagi, 366 nucleotides long. The record is from the annotation of a GenBank genome assembly. NCBI's taxonomy places the organism in Eukaryota, Metazoa, Nematoda, Chromadorea, Rhabditida, Trichostrongylidae.
AUGGCGAACGUAAUCACAAACAAGGAUUUCAUAGUUGCAACCAAAUAUAAGCUCAUUCGGAAGAUCGGGUCAGGCUCUUUUGGCGAUAUCUAUGUAUCGAUCAAUGUCACGAAUGGAGAGGAGGUAGCCAUCAAACUUGAGAGCAACAGGGCUCGUCAUCCGCAGCUCCUCUAUGAGUCAAAAGUAUAUCGCAUUCUUCAAGGUGGUGUUGGAAUACCUCACAUUCGUUGGUAUGGCACAGAACGAGAGUACAAUGUGUUGGUUAUGGAUUUAUUGGGGCCUUCGCUUGAGGACCUCUUCAAUUUUUGUUCACGAAGAUUCACUAUGAAGAGUGUCGAAGUGCGACAAAUGCCAACGUUCUGCUAG